ACUGUGUGGUUCCUCCCUCGUUCCUCCUCCUCAAAGUCACAACCAGCAGAUCAGUGCCUACUGGAAGUCACUGACACAGUUAUGUAGAGAAGUCGCUCUUGAAACCAACGUCGUAGGACAACUCCACACCAACAAAAUGGAGUUCAACUAUGAUAACACCAUAGAAUUGCUUUUGGCACAUAUGAAUAUUGAGGACAUCAUCAACGCUGCAGAGACCCUCUAUCACUGUGAGGAAGAGGAAAAGAAGCGGGGCUUGUCAUUCGAAGAGGAAAGUUUGUCCCCUGUUGCAAAGGAUGGGAAUGACGAGGUUGGACAUUUUGGGAGUCAGCAGGAGGGCUACACUGACGUGGAUGGGAGUGUACGGCACGGGACAGUGACGGACCUUCUGUCUUUUGUCAACCUGAUCUCUAACAUUCAAUCAAAACCCCUGCAGCAGUUGUCUGAGGAAAUGGGAGUCCUACUGAACAAUAAAGAUAUGGUAAUAAAAAAUGGGCGCUAUAAGAUCAACAAGGAUGUGCUCCUGUUUCCCUGGCAACUGACCUACAAGAAUCGUGGCUCUGACCUUGUACCUAAGGGCUCCUUUGGGAAAGUUCAUUUAGCCCAGGACAUCAAGACCCGAAAGAGAAUGGCCUGUAAACUGAUUCCCAUGGAAAGUUUUAAUGGUGCUGAAGUAGAGUUCCAAGCUCGCUUCUGCCAUGAGAACAUCGCCCAACUCUACGGGGCUUUGCUAUGGGAACAGAAUGUGCAUCUCUUCAUGGAGGCCGGUGAAGGCGGCUCGGUCCUGGAGAAGAUAGACAGCUGCGGGCCAAUGAGAGAGUUUGAGAUUAUCUGGGUGACCAAGCACAUCCUUCGGGCCCUGGAGUACCUGCACUCGCUCAAUGUCAUCCAUCACGACAUCAAACCCAGUAACAUUGUCCUAAUGUCAGACAAGGCUGUCCUGGUUGACUUUGGCCUGACUGUGCAAAUGACUGAAGACUUGUAUAUUCCGAGAGAUUUGAGAGGAACGGAGAUGUACAUGAGCCCUGAGCUGGUUUUGUGUCGUGGACAUAAUACAAAAACAGAUAUCUACAGCCUGGGUACCACCAUCAUUCACAUGCAGACCGGCAACCCCCCGUGGGUUAAAAGAUAUCCGCGCACUGCCUACCCUUCAUAUCUCUACAUUAUUCACAAGCAAGCACCUCCCCUAGAGGACAUAGCGGAUAACUGCAGCCUGACCAUGCGGUCUUUCCUGGAACGAGCUCUAGAGAAGAACCCCACACUUAGGAGCUCAGCCUCAGAGCUGCUAAAGGAGGAGGCCAUCAACCCACCCAAAGAGGACCAGCCCAGGUGCUGGAGUCUCGACUCAGCUCUCGAGGAAGCCAACCAGGCCAUGCUUUACCAGCAGAACUCACAAGAUGACGCCACACAAGACUCUUCACUCUAUGCUGAAGUCUCUGGCCCCCUAAAGAGGAAUGGCUCCUUAUACCUGGAUCUAGGGGCCUUGUCUGGCUAUUGCCCCAUGUUGACAGGAUCCCCUACUUCCGAAUAUGGCUAAUAUAUCCGCCAUUUGUGUGGGUGGCUUUUGGUUUAGGCCACAUAAUUAUAUACAAGAAAUAGUCCGUAAUUGUUCAGCUUCACUGUUGCAGACCGGUGCUUAUUGCUGAGCUGCAGGGGACACCGCUUAUACUGAUGAGCUGUUUUACAAGGCUCACAAUGACUAAUUAGCUAUUCCGUCAAGAAAGAAAUGGCCUAUGUGAAUCACAGCACUGCAGGACAGUUGUUGGAUGAGCUACAUUCAUAUCUAUGUGCAUGAAAUUUUGUUUUGAUUUUAUAUAUUUUAAUUAUAAAACUUUGUUUUGUGGUCUGUCAUGUAAUUACAUGUUUAUGGGUGAAUGUGAGUAUUCAGUAUUUUUUAAAAUAUGUAUGCAGUCUUGAGUCAUGACUCAUUUAGUUCUCCAUGGACUUCCUCAUUCUAAUUCCUGUGGAAUAUGAAUAGCAUCAACAUGUGGUAACCAUUUUGUGUUUUGUACAUCCUGUGAGAUGAGCAAUUCUGUAUUUUUUAAUUAAAAUUGAGUAUUCAAACAAA
Messenger RNA from Corythoichthys intestinalis (scribbled pipefish), 2065 nucleotides. RefSeq names its product mitogen-activated protein kinase kinase kinase 8 (gene map3k8). The record is from RefSeq and is a predicted model, not a curated record. Gene Ontology annotation, molecular function: protein kinase activity; ATP binding. The transcript has 8 exons. Gene Ontology annotation, biological process: protein phosphorylation. NCBI's taxonomy places the organism in Eukaryota, Metazoa, Chordata, Actinopteri, Syngnathiformes, Syngnathidae. The coding region runs from base 137 to 1534 and encodes 465 amino acids.